AUGGAAACUAAGGCAAAAGUCGAGCAGUGGGCAGUGAGCAGGACGCUUUCACGUUUGGCAGAAGAAGCAGAUAUAAAGCAGCAAAACACCUCCCUGAGUCUCUCGCCUCCCCUGGCGCUCGCACCUCUCCCAGGCAAAUCUUUUGCCUGGUGCCUACCGCUUCCUACCCAGGCCACGUGA
Messenger RNA from Ascoidea rubescens DSM 1968, 180 nucleotides. RefSeq lists its product as uncharacterized. Bases 1 to 180 code for a protein of 59 amino acids. The record is from RefSeq and is a predicted model, not a curated record. Lineage: Eukaryota; Fungi; Ascomycota; Saccharomycetes; Ascoideales; Ascoideaceae. The transcript has a single exon.